UGUAAAAGAGCGAGGGAUUGUACUACUCCAUGUGUUCCCCUCUUUUCUUUUUUUUUCUCAGUAAUCAAAAUCUCAUCAAACUCCGGUUAAUCCACCCCAAAAUAGGCUGGACCCUCAUCUCCUUUUCCGAUUUUCUUCGUCUCUUUCCCCUCUCUCCUGUCUAUCCUUAAUCCUCCCCCUCCACGAGGCCUGUUUUCCUAUCGCCUCUACCGGACGGAUCAUCUGCUUCGCCGCUUCCACCCCCCUGAACCGCUCGUUCGACCACCGAAGAUUCCCUCUCAAACGACCAUGUCUUCGUACUACGAACCGCAGGGUUGGCAGGCUCCUGCCGCGCGCCAGGUCUCCUGGGAGCAGCCCGUGCCGCCGUCUCGGUCAGGCUCGAGCUCGGUCUCCCAGCGUGAGGAUAGCCCGGCCUUUUCGUCCCAAUUUGACGAGGUUGAUCGUGCGAUCGACAAUCUCGUCAAGAGCGGGAAGUUGUGGAAUGCUCCUCGCCGGGACUCGAUGCCCAUGAUGAUGGGUCGUCCCUAUCCCGACUACGGUAUGUGGACACCCUCGCAUGGGCGGAAAUGGCGGCCCCCAGCGACACCACUCGGUGAGCGAGUUCGAAGGCUCCCGAAUCCCCCCUCCGGCAAUGCGCAGGGUUUCUAUGCCUCGCAGCGGUACCAGGGACGCCCGAAUGAAGUAGAACAGAUGAUGCAGGCGAAGCGUCGGAUGGCAGCUCAGCGUGAACGGGAGCUCCGCAACUAUCAUCAGGAGCAGCAGUACAACCGAAGCCUCCUCGCCGAGAUGUCUGCAAACAAAUCCGAUCGAUCCCUCAGCCCGGCUGCCGUGAGCGAAGACAGCCGCCGAGACCUCCUGGCUCGCCAGCACCGGGCCCUGUACGGCAAUGAGAGCCCCGCUUUCUUCCCCCCUGGCCCCCUGCCAGACGACAACUCUCGCCCGGAGAGCCAGACUGCCAGUACUCCCUCGUCAGCCGCUCGUGGAGCGUCCCCACGGGGUGUGGACCCAUUCGGUCUGAACCAGGUCCUCGGUGCUGCCGAUGGCGCACCUGGUCUGCAGUCUAGCUCCCGGGCUAACAGCACCUCUUCGCCCAGCUCGGCUAUCAACGCCAGCUUCACCGAGCAGCCCGUGCCCUCGACCUCAUCGCCCAGCAGCACUGACUUGUCUUCGUCUCGUCAAGCCUCAGCUAAGCCGAGCGCCGGCCCCAUCGGAUCUCGACCUGUAGGACCGCAGAACACUGCUCCCACCUCUAACCCGGCACUAAACAAGCGUUCAACAACCCCAUUGUCCUCCUCUCUAGGCUUCGGUUUCACCCCCGGCGAGGCGGCUGCCAACGCGAACGAGCGUGCUACAUCCGCAGCCCCCAACCCAGCUGUCACGGCUGCUGCCAAUGCCCCCGGUCCUAAGGACUCGACUGCUGGUGGUGUGGGCCUCGGCUGGUCUAACGGCAGUGGCGUCUGGGGCUCGAAGAGCGGGCUCGGCGUCCAGGCCUCAGUGUGGGGUUGAAAAAGGCCAAUAAAACGAAAAACUCAUACCCAUGACUCUAUUUGAUUCCGCAUUGAGGGAUUUUACGGCGGCGCUUUAUAUGUGGUAUGCAUUCGAUUUGGAGGGGUUUCGGCCUCUUUUUGAUAAUUUUCGUGGCGUUGUGUGAGCAAAAUGGCUUCUCUAUUUGCGUGACAUGCUUUUCUGAUCACAACGGUAUAUACAUGACAGCGGGAGCAGGAUCACUUUUUUUUACUUCUGCCCUUCUCGGUCUAGGUUAUUGGUUUUCAUUUACAUUUUCUGUCAAUUUUCGGAUUUGGAUUGUGGCUUGGGCGGGAAGGGUCUGCUACUAUACCACAACUGGGUUCCUGGAGUCAACAUUGGUGUCCACGGACCGGAUCAUUUUGAAAACGAACAAAAAUACCCUUUCCUUGAGAUUAGGUUGGUUUCCGGUGUCUUGAGUCAUUUUGGAUUGUCAGAGAGUGCUUUCUUGUUUUGUUUAUUCAUUUUACCUGGUGCCCGUGUGAAUUGGUCGGAAUAUGGCGCUCGUUUCUUCUGUGAAAGUGUCGAUGGACUCUUUUCAUUUCUCGG
This is a messenger RNA of Penicillium pulvis, 2073 nucleotides long. RefSeq lists its product as uncharacterized. The transcript has 6 exons. The record is from RefSeq and is a predicted model, not a curated record. Lineage: Eukaryota; Fungi; Ascomycota; Eurotiomycetes; Eurotiales; Aspergillaceae. The coding region runs from base 289 to 1506 and encodes 405 amino acids.